GGAAGGGGUGUUUGAAGGUCUUCGAUCUGGGUCAACUUGUCAUUGAAGGCUUGACAAGCGCAUUGACAAGUGUUGAUUAUGUACUUUUACGAGUAGGCAGAUUUUCGAGAAAUAUUAAUAAUCUGAGAGUGAGCAUGAUUGCUGUGAUGUUUUCAGUUUCUCUUGUGGGAGAAGAUUCUUUUGUGUGAAGUUUUCAGCCGUCAUGCUCGAAGUCUCAAUAAAAAUGGCGUGAUGUAGAAUUUCGUUCGUUUGGUUUUCACCUCCCCGUUUCGAUUCUUAUGACAGGACAUUUCUGUGCUGAAAUCUUUUCGAAUUUUUGUAAAAGCAGAAAAUUGUGCUUGUAUGUUUUUUGGUAAAAUUUUUUAUGGGAUUUCGUUUUCUAAUAAUUUGGAAAUUAAAUGGUGAAAAUCUGAGAGCAUUUUGAAAGUAAUAGAAAAUGUUGUUUUCAAUUGCAAGCGAAAAUUAAUGUUAUAAAAUUGAUAUGAUUGAAAGUGUUAGUUUAAUUUGUUUGUAAAAUGUGUUGCUUGAUUCGUGCAGUCGCUUAGCAUUUGUAUAUUAGUUUAUUAAUUACUCGAAUAUAACAGCAUUUCUGAGCUCCAUCCCAUAUGUUUCUUGUAAAAACGGAUUCUGUUAGGAAAUAUUGCUCACUAAACCGUACUAUUAUGAGAAGAUCUAUAUGCCAUUGAUAAAUUAUCUUCAAAGACAAUUUUCAGAUGAUUCUUUUUUUUUUCUACGAAUCAUCUUUUAUAUCAUUUGAUUUCCAAGAUCAAGGUUCCUCAACGUUGCUUUGUUUGUUUUGAUUAGAAUUCCAGGUGUGAAUAUAAGACAAGUCGUGGCUAAUUUCGCUAGGAUUUAGACGAGCAUUGAUUCGUGGCACAUUUGCACAGUGACCAGGAUUAUUCUUAGAAUCCUCCUGACCAUGGAACGCCGGGUUAUCCAGGAAUUCAUCGAGAUCUACCGCAGCGAGCCGUCCUUGUGGAAGGUGCGCUCUUCCCACUACAACAACAAGGCCAUAAAGAACGUGGCUUACAGAAGGAUGGUGGCCAAGCUGCGGGAGAUCUACCCGAAUGCGGACGUGGAGAUGGUGAAGCGAAAGAUCAAUGCUCUACGGACUAACUACAGGAAGGAACUGCGAAAAGUGGAAAAGUCCAAGGAAAUGAAUAGAAGGACAGGCGAACCUGUGUACGUCCCUUCUCUUUGGUACUUUGAACUGUUCCAUUUCAUCGCUGACCAAGAGUCCGAACCGCCCAUCAUCGAUGUCACCGGGGAUGGAGUUGAUGUGCAAGGCAUGCUGGGGGUGGACUUUGAUGAGAACUAUGAGAGAGAAGAAAUGAGCGAUGAGUUCGACGAAGAGUUCCAGGUAUCUAGUCCCGAGAGCCAAAAGACCUCCCCUCAGAACAUGCACCAGAUGACAUCCUUCAGUCAAAACAACCACCAGCCUUCCUUCAAGAGGCAUCGGAACCUCUCCUACAAGUCUUCUGAGGAUCAAUGGUACCCGAAGCCGGAACCACCUUCUCCACCCCCUGAUGGACAGGAGGUUUUCGGACGCUACGUUGCCUCCAAGUUGAGAGAGAUGGACAAGGCCAGUCAGAUGUUGUCUGAGAGGCUCAUAGCAGAGGUGCUUUUCAGGGGACAGAUGGGACUGCUUAGCAGAAAUACUUGCCUCAGCGACGAAGAGGAACAGCGCCCUAUCGUAAAAGUGGAAGAGUAAUACUGGAUUUAUCAUAAGCUAAGCUGCGGUUGCACUAGGGCAAUCACUUGGAGUAAUAAAGAGCCUCGUAAUCAACAGAUAGUUUGACUUCAAAAAUACUCGCUUGUACUUAAGGGAGGAGUAAGCAGCAGUACUCUUCCUUUUUUGCAUCUUCGUAUACUGAAACAAUGUGGCGCUUUUGGUGAUUUACAUCACAACGACGAUAAUCGAUUAUGCAUUUUCAUUGUCUUUCUCCUACUUCGAAUUGAAUCAAAAUUUUCUAUAGAUCUGUGAUUUUGAUUUUUAUGUUUUAGAAAUAUCUAUUUAACAGAAAAACGCAUGCUUAAUUUCAUCUCUUUAAAUCUUUGCCCUUUUGAAUUAGUUCAAGUGCGCAUAAAUACCUAGACCGAAAGACUGACAGUUCGUUGAGGAAUUGAGCCGUGAAUUUGAUACAAAUCUAUUAUUCCAAUUAUGAAACUACUUAUUAAAUCUCAUCUUUCUAUAUUUUUGUGUUUUAGAAAUAUCUAUUUAAAAGCAGAUUGGGAGAUUUUCUGUUGAAGAAGCUCGUCCAAAAUUUGAUAAUUUCACGUACUAUUUAUACAAAAAUUGCUUACCAAUUUUUAUUUCUCCAGAUCUUUGAAUUUUUGAAUUAUUGUGUUUAUAAAAAAACAGGCGUAUUUAUAAAAAAAUUUGUAACUCGAAAAUUUCAAAAAUAUUUAUAUUUCAUUAAAUAUUUUAGAUUGGAUCCGGUAAAGAUUCCCAUAUUUUUUUCAUAUAUUUAUUUUAGCAUGAGAGAAAGUAAAAUGGAGACAGUUGUAAUUUCUUGAUCUAUCAACAUUUCUACUUUCCUAUUGUUCGAAAGGUCACGUGUUUCAAGUUUAGUCAUUCUGCUUUGUAUCGCGGACAGCGAUUGUUCCGGUAUAACGCAGAUUUAAAUGGUAAAUCUGUUGCUAACCUGACGCAGCUGGAGCUGGAGUCUUCUAAACAUAAACUGACAGUUCCUGUAAAUAUUCUUCCCAAAAGAUAUGUUAAGACAAAGUUAUUCAUCCUGCCUAUUUACCUCUUCUCAUUUUUGAACUUUUCUUGGGGCGACAAGAAACUCUAUUGAACACUACAUUAUUAAUUGAUAGUGUCUUCAGAUAUGUAUAUAAAUUUUG
Molecule: messenger RNA, 2847 nt
Organism: Argiope bruennichi
Lineage: Eukaryota; Metazoa; Arthropoda; Arachnida; Araneae; Araneidae
Exons: 2
Coding region: 920-1711 (263 amino acids)
Source: RefSeq, a predicted model, not a curated record